UCCUGAACUUUCACUUCUUUUUUCUACCCGGACCAACGCCCUUUUUGAUCUAGCACGCCCCGGACCCAAACUAACCCCGCGAAGGAAAUACGCCGCCGGCGAAAAAUCUCCGGCUCCACCGCCGCAUCCCCGUUUGCCUCCGGCCAUGUCUACCUCCUCCUCUCAGCCUACCUCCGCCAGCGUAGGAACGCCACCACCACGCACAUCCACCAGAAACCAUGAGAAAAUCGAGGUCUCCUUGUGGGGCCUGCGCGGCCGCCGCUCCCCUCCGAUCCCUUCCUGAGCUGCGCCUCACACCCUCCUCCCUUGCGAUGGACCUCCGCAUCUUCCACUGCGAGAACCCCCCUCCGGCGGAAUGGAUCUACCGGAAGGUGUCGCCGUGUUGGUGACACAGCCGGAUGCCGCUGGUGAUCCCCGGUCGACCCAUCCGUCCUCUACAGUGAUCUCCAGCUCCUGCUGCUCCUCCUCGGUCCUCAUCAAGAUCACAUGGCGGGUUGAUGUUGUUGAUGGCUACAUCACUGCUUCAAAUUAUUUUUUUAUUAGAAAAGGAAAGUAACGGCAUCAGUAUCAUCAUUGCUUUCAUAUGGAAUUUGUGAGCCUUGGAUCAUCAUUCUAGCUUUUGUCAAUCAGCUGCAUUCUUCGUCUUGUACUGGUGGGUCCUUUUGUCAUCAUCAUCUCUGUUAGGAUCCAUUAUAAUUGCUUUGUUUUUACCUGGUCAACUGUUUCUCUUGCGGAUGUCUACCUACACCACUUCAAGUGUAGUGUAGCUUUCUAACACAUGGAUAUGACUAGUUAUCAGGCACUACGUCGUUUUUAAUUUGUUACAGAUAAUAUAACUGAUUGCAUAAUUAAUUUCCCUUGGAUCCUCAGGUGGGUUAAUGUAGGAAGAUUUUUUUUUCUUUGUACCUAGUUGAGUUUUACUAGCCAAUAUAAUAAUGUGAAAAACCAAGAUAAGAACAAACGUUGCAGCCUGGUCCACUAUGUGUUUAUUUGCUGUUUUCACUGGAUGCUGUUACAGGUGAUAAGAGAAGGAUGCUGAGGAUGUUACUUAAAGCAUGGAAAUAAAAAUUGAUCUCACUUGAGGCUCGUCCGUUGGGUAAGCUCCUUCGAUGUUUCAAGUCUUCAAAGUGUGGAAUUUUCAUGCCUGUUACUGUUAUAGGAGGCAUACAGAGGAUACCCAUGGGUGUGCUGACUUCUGAGUUUGUAGUGUAGUGCACUACAUCUGUCACAGGCUCUGAUGAAGUGAGGUUAUAGAGGAAUAAGGUCAUGUCGGGGGACAAAAAUCAACAACCUAACGCGUCCUGACUUUCUGUCAUGAUGAGAUCACAUCUAGACUAUUGUUUGGAAAAGGAAGCUUCCAUCUACAUACUACACUGCCACACAGGUCAAGUCAAGGACGUGUUUACAUUUGAUCCAUUCAAACAUGAAACCAAAUUUCAUUAGCAUUUCUAUGUGAAUGCCUGGCCGGCGUCCGUCCUUCCUCAAAUAUUUCCACUGACGCAUUGCAACUAGCUGUCUUGCUCGCAUGGCGGUUGCCUCCAUGUGGCGCCGAGCAUGGAUUAAGUCGAGAGUGUUUUCUUCUGCAACGCAGAGAGCCGGCGGUGAUGUCGAUGGAGGAGGCGGUUCGCUGCAGCCUACCUAUUGUGGGAGCAGCUCUUCAGCUUCAGGUACCACCUACACCACCACCACUGUCACCGUGUCAUUCGAUUCAGCCGGAGGAGAAAGGUCUCGUCCUUUCAAUUCAUCCAUGCUUCUAUCCACGGCGCCGGUCGUGGAUGAGAACGUGGAGGAACUCGAUGUGGCCAAAGUAAUCGAGGAAGGUAGGGUGAGGAAGCUCAAGCAUCUCAUGGUCCUAGUCGUGGAAUUCCGCGGGGGUAAUAAUCUCGCUGCCUUGGAGAAGUGGCUUUCGGAGCUGGAUGUCAGCUGGGUUCUCCACGAAUUCAAAAUCGAUGAAUCUGCAGGGAGCAUCCGUAUGUGGAGGCAGUUCAGUUUUUUUGCAGAGAGUUGGAUCCUGGCUCUACAAGAUAUCAAUGAAUCCGUCUCUAGAUGCUUUGAUGUAACGAGCAGGAAGCCACUUGCUUCCGAGUUUGUACUUCUUGUUGAAACAGCAGUGUUGAAGAUGCUCCCUUUCGUUGAUGCCAUUAUUGCUGCUGCCGUGAGAACCAGCGAUCGACCGGAGGCAAUAGCUGCAGCUGCAGCUCAGAAACUCCAAGUACUGAUAGACGUGAGUGAUGCUCUUUCCAUGGCCUCAGAAGAAAUCCUCCCAUUAUUGUCCUCUUCCUCACCCUGCAUAGACUCUACUGAUGAUGGUAUUGGUAUGAUGAGGGAGCACCUGUCAACAGAGCUCGCCAAACUGGAUGAGGCCAUAUGGGACACAAUGGUUGACAUGAGGGCUGGUACCUUGGUGUGGAUGGAAGACAAUGGCCGCUGCGGCCACCCUUGCGGUUCAAGCGACAUUCACAAGGUCACACAUUCUAUAAUAAGCUACACCGAGGUGCUCUGGGCCAAUUACGGGUCACUGAAUUGCAUUUUGGAUGGCGCAUAUAUCCGUGGUGAAUUUAAGCCUCACAAUCAAAGUGUUAGCCAUCUGGCCAACCUGAUCAUGGAGACGGUCUGUUCGAUAGAAGAUAAGCUUGCCAGGAAGUCGCAGUCUUGGUUCCCAGAUGAGAGCCUCUGGUUCCUAUUCUUGAUCAACAAUGCCUGCUUCAUGUUGCAGAAACUUCAGAGGAUUUGGCGCUUGGCAGGCUUCCCCGUGCCCAUCCUCACCCUCAGAAUUGACGACUACAUAAAUGGUUACCUCAUUGUGUCUUGGGUACCUGUGUUGAGAUGCUUGUGUGAUCCUGCUACACUUUGUUGCUUCGCUAGAACGUCAUCACCUCUGAAACAAUUCGAAUCAACAUUCCAUAAGACUUGCGCCAUGCAAAAGCUCUGGAAGGUGCCAGACCCUAAUAUGAAGAAAAGGAUUCGGAAAGCCAUAGUUGAGAAAGUCAUCCCGGUCUUGACACAAUUCUUGGAGGAUAACAGCAUCAGCGCACCUCCAGGAGUCACUCCCAAGAAGCUAGAAGAGAUGUUGGGUGAGUUAUUUGAAGGCUGAACUAGUGCACCAUAGAAGAAAAGUUGCCAUAAGUAGAUAAGAGCAGUUAGUAGCUCUGAUUUCGUGUCCUUUUUUGUUGGUAAUAAAUGUUUGUUCCUUUGAAUGAGCUAAACUUCUGAAACUAUGUGUGAAGCAAAAGAAAAUCUACAACACUGCAAGUUUGUUGAUGUUGUACAAUAGUUGGCGUUUUAGAAGGUCCAGCUGGGACCUGCUUUUGAUCCUUCGCCUUGUGCUGACAUACAUCAUUUGGUCUUCUAUAUUUGGAAUGGAUUUGUUUCAUGUA
This is a messenger RNA of Panicum virgatum (switchgrass), 3377 nucleotides long. RefSeq lists its product as uncharacterized. The record is from RefSeq and is a predicted model, not a curated record. The coding region runs from base 1526 to 3094 and encodes 522 amino acids. The transcript is spliced from 2 exons. Gene Ontology annotation, biological process: exocytosis. Gene Ontology annotation, molecular function: phosphatidylinositol-4,5-bisphosphate binding. Gene Ontology annotation, cellular component: exocyst. Lineage: Eukaryota; Viridiplantae; Streptophyta; Magnoliopsida; Poales; Poaceae.